AAGCAAAUUUGCGUGUUUUUCUUAAAUAAAAUGCGAGAGUGGGUCGACCCGUAGUAGCGUGGGGCGAGGCAUGGAUAUUGAUGUACCCGCCCCACCCCGCCCAUUGCCAUCAGCCCAUCACUAGCCCAAGCGUGCCGGUAACCGAGCCAAGAGUACCAAAUUUUUUUAUGAAGAUUUUGAUUUCGAAUUCGAUGUCAGCGGUCAAUUGGGUAGGGGCUCGUUGUGCGCCGCCGACUAGCUUUUCGACGGCGGUAAGAUCCGACCGUUGAAAUCCUCUCCAUGGUACGAUUCGGGGGCCGGAUCCUAUGUCGCUUCUCCCCGGUCCCCGCGAUCUCGCGCCGCUUCGAAAAACAGAGUAUUCGAUCCUUUUCAGGCAGCGAUUCAAGAGACUCGUAAGGAAGAAUUGGACCUACGUGGAAGAAGAGAACAGAGAGGAGCGAUUGGCUAUUCUUGGGAGAAGAAUUCUGAUUCUAAUUUUGACUCUGUUUCCGGCCGUCGAGGAAGCAGCAGGUCGCUAUUGCCAAUGAGAAUACCAGACGUGAUAUUGGAGCAGGAUGAUUACAAUGCCGAAUUCGACCUUGUUUUGUCGCCGAUGGCGUGAAGCAGUCCUACGCCGGGACGUUCCUGUCGGCGAUAUUGUUUUCCUCGAAAGGGCGGUACAGAAAAUGUGGAGUUACGUAAGAAUCGGUCAAUGAUCAUAAACAAAAAUGUGGCUUUACAUUGCCGGUGUGUAGAGAUCCGAGAUUGGGGCGGUGCUACGAGAGCUACAGCGAGGAUCCGGACAUAGUGGCAAUGACGGAGCUGAUCCCAAACCUGCAAGGAGAUGUUCAUAGUACUGACUUGCGCCAGGGAGUCCCUUAUGUUGGUGGAAAGUAAGUUUCAAAUAAUAAACUACUUCUUUUUCUUUAAUUUACAGGCUAGGAGGCAAAGUCCACGAUUGAAAUUGUGCUUACCGCACCAUUUGUCAGGAUGUCCUUAGAACAUUCAUAGACAAUUUCAUUUUGUGUUGUGUGAUUAUUGGAUGGCCGCCGGGAGGGUUCGACUCCGUCUAGCAGGGCAUCCUCGCUGGGGGCCAAGCGGUCACUAUCAAGUGAAGAAAGAUGAACAAUAUGCCCUGCAGAGCAAGUGAAAUGAAGUUGCAGAGGAUUCUGAAGAACUGAAGAAGAAACCUUACCCAGAAACCGAAACGUUUCUGGGUUCCCUUCCAUCCAGUUUAAGCGAAGGAGAAAUACGACGACGUUGUGGAGUUCUUGAACUUACCGUUGGGUGGAACCGUUUAUGACGAAUGAGACUGUGCCAAGUGGCUUUACAUUUACUGUUAAUUUGAAUUUCAGUUUUGCAUUUCCAUUUUCACUGUUUUGUAACGUGAACUUGAAUUCUCCUGCUUGGGUAUAAAACGAAAGCCAGAGAGAUCCCUUACUCUUUUGUGCGUUUCCCAUUUCAUCGUGCUGUCGUCUUUCCGCUUAACCCUAGCUCGAGCUAAUCUGAAAUGGUAUCAAAGCAGUUGUUGUUCCAGUAACCUGCAAUGGCGACGACACCACCACACAACACUGUGCCGCCGAAUACUCCUCCGGGCAGUAUUCCACUUGGCACAUUCACUGGGAUGAGUUCAGGAGCGACGAAUGGAUCUAACAACAACAACAACGAACACACAUAUCUGAAAUUUGGUAACCCUUUCUAUAUUAACGCAAACGAGAAUAUCUCGCAAUCUAUUAUCUUUGAGGUCUUGGAUGGAACGAAUUACCAGAUUUGGCAACGAGCUGUUCGAAUGGCUCUGAAGACGAAGCACAAAAUUGGGUUCAUAGAUUGCUCAAUUGUUGUUCCCACUAUAGGCGAUCCAACCUAUAGUACUUGGGAUGCUUGUAAUACUCUGGUUCUGUGUUGGAUAUUGAACUCUAUAGAGAAGGAGAUUCGACGAAGCGUGAUGCAGCAUGAGGUAGCUCGAACCUUGUGGGAGGAGCUCAAAGCUCGUUUUGGUUUUACCAAUGCUAUUAAACUGUCGAAUAUGGAGGAUCAAAUCAUUGCUUGCAAACAGGGACCCCAGAGCGUUACUCAGUACUACACAGUCCUAAAGGGUUUGUGGGAAGAACAUCUCCAGUACAAUCCAAUUGUAAACUGCAAUUGUGCUCCACAACGAACUCAACCCUGUGCAGCAGUUGAAGCCUUCAAGCAAAAGCAGGAAACUAAUUAUCUGAUUCGGUUUUUGAAAGGUCUGAGAUCUGAAUUUGAUGUUGUUCACACACAGAUUCUGAUGAUGAAGCCACUUCCCACUGUGGAAGUUGCCAUCAUUACAACAUGAAUAGAAGCUGAAAGCAGACAAGGGAAUCACUAAAGGUGUGCAGACAGUUGCCUUGGCAGUGCAAGGAGAUUCUUUAGAUGGGAAAAAGUUUUGUCGAUAUUGUAAGAAGGAUGGACAUGUCAAGGAAGAAUGUUACCGUUUGAAUAACAAGAAGCUGUGAAUGGCUGGAGGAGUUGCUGCAGCAGUAAAUCAGGGAGUUCAGAAGCUCAGAUACUUGCUGCAAACAGUCCCUUCCUCUGGACCUUCAUCCCCAGCUUCAUCUCCAAUCAACCAUUUGGCUUUCUCUGUGGCUAACAACACUUCUCCAUUCCCUACUUAUGUUGGUAAAUUCAUUCUAUCCUCUUUUAUGCAGCAUAAGUCAGAAUCUCUUUCACAUUCCUGGAUCUUGGACACUAGAGCAUCAGAUCAUAUUGCCUGUCACAUUGAUUUGUUUACUGAGUCCACUCCAGUGCAAGAUCAGUUUGUUUACUUUCCAAAUGGUACCAAGGUGUUGGUUAGUCAUGUAGGAAAGGUUCAACUCUCUCCUGAUUUGUUCCUUGAAAACGUUCUCCUAGUGCCUAGUUUCACAUUCAACCUCAUCUCAGUGAGCAAGUUGACACAUGACCAACCCAUAUCCUUACAUUGAGUCUGAUUCUUGUCAAAUUAAGGACCUGGUGACCCAGAAAAGGACUGGUUUAGCAAGACAGAGUAAUGGCUUGUAUCAACUGCACACCAAGGCCAGAGGACCCCUUCUACCUACACCACAAGCAACCCUUUCUUACAACUUUCAACCACAAAACAUCAACCUUUGGCACUGGAGAUUAGGGCAUCCUGGCAAGGACAAGGAGAAACAGUUACUGCCUAGUGAUAGGAAUGUAGUUUCUCAUUGUCAAACAUGUCACUUUGCCAAACAUAAGAGACUUACUUUUCCUGUUAGUAGUAGUAGAGCAGCUGCUGUUUUUUAUCUGGUUCAUAAGGAUCACUUUGUCAAACAUGUCACUUUGCCAAACAUAACGCUUACUCGCCAGCUUGUGGGGGAGUAUCAAGUGAAGAAGAUGAACAAGAUGCCCUGCAGAGCAAGUGAAAUGAAGUUGCAGAGGAUUCUGAAGAACUGAAGAAGAAACCUUACCCAAAAAACGGAAACGUUUCUGGGUUCCCUUCCAUCCAGCUUAAGGGAAGGAGCAAUACGAGGACGUUGUGGAGUUCUGGAACUUACCGUUGGGUGGAACCAUUUAUGACGAAUGAGACUGUGCAAAGUGGCUUUACAUUUACUGUUAAUUUGAAUUUCAGUUUUGCAUUUCCAUUUUCACUGUUUUGUAACGUGAACUUGAAUUCUCCUGCUUGGGUAUAAAACGAAAGCCAGAGAGAUCCCUUGCUCUCUUGUGCAUUUCCCAUUUCAUCGUGUCGUCGUCUUUCCGCUUUACCCUAUCUCAAGCUAAUCUGAAAGUCACCGUGAAAAUGCCGGCACCGGGUAGCAGCCAGGGCGAGAGGCACCACCUGUCGUGGGAUUAGGAUUUUUUUAAUUUAUGAUAAUUAGCGGAAAAUAAAAAAUAAUUAUAUUUUAUUAUUUUUAAAUUAUCACGUCACUCAUUUAACGGUCAACUAUUAGAAUUGACCGUCACAUCAGCAAAAGUUAACGGAGGCUAACGACCAGUGACCAAACUUGAACUGUUAACCUAAUUUAAGUGACUAUGGAUGGAAUAAAGUAAUUCUAGUGGC
Messenger RNA from Linum trigynum, 3997 nucleotides. The record is from the annotation of a GenBank genome assembly. NCBI's taxonomy places the organism in Eukaryota, Viridiplantae, Streptophyta, Magnoliopsida, Malpighiales, Linaceae.